Messenger RNA from Rhododendron vialii, 727 nucleotides. Its product is annotated as serine/threonine-protein kinase ATM-like. NCBI's taxonomy places the organism in Eukaryota, Viridiplantae, Streptophyta, Magnoliopsida, Ericales, Ericaceae. The record is from RefSeq and is a predicted model, not a curated record. The transcript has 5 exons. Gene Ontology annotation, molecular function: protein serine/threonine kinase activity. The coding region runs from base 171 to 698 and encodes 175 amino acids. Gene Ontology annotation, biological process: DNA damage response.
GGAUAGCUUUCUUGAUGUCUAUUCAGUCAUAAUUUUAUACUCUGAGACUUUGCUUGAAAACAGUGGGAGCCAUUUCAGGUUUAAAUAAAAAAAUAAAAGCAUGACAGCCUCUUUUGUAGUUUAACUUGACCUUUUCCAGUAUUGUUUUUUGUAUGUAGAUUGCCUUAUCUAUGAAUGCAGCCUUUUUAGGUUCACUACCCAUUCCAUCAUUGUCUAAAGGGACUUGCAUGCCCAUAGUUUGGAGUGUAUUGAUUGGUCUAAACCAUGGGGGUGACCUUCGUGGCAGUUUACAUCUCAGACAAAAUCUCUUGAGGGCAGUUUUGGCUCUAGUAAAUUGGCAGGAUUGUCCUAUGUUGAAUGAGGGCCUUGUAAGAUUUUUGCCAACAGAUGUUUAUGCUCUUUGUGCUGGUUGUGCUCCUUUGCCACUCGAUUGCAAGGAACUUUUCCCGUAUCACUCAUCCAUGAAUGUUCUUGUGGAGGAAUGCAUCAAGGGGGAGGAUUUUGAAAAUGACAGUCUGCAUGAACUUUUCGAAUGCUCUGUGGAAGUCCUGGCAAAAAUUGAUCAUGGUUCUGUUCCUAAGGUUUGUCAAUCCCACUGCUACCAAAAUGUACGCCUUCCCCAUCAGGUAAGAGUUUCGCUUCUCCAGGAAAUGGAAACCUAUAUUCUUGAAGCUUUAUUGGAUAAAGAACUCGAAUAGAAACUUCUAUGUGACCUCUUCUAUAAGUG